CUCUUCAGAAGUUGGCGUUCCUUAUCCAUGCCCAACCGCGUCCACUCUUUGUUACACAGUGUCACGGUCACCACGCGCGCGGCCGAUGAAAAUGAAACGCCCGACUGUCGCCGCCGCCGUCCCCACCUCCUCGCCGCCGCCUCCCGCCGCACACCCCUUACCUCCGACGAACCCCAAGCCCCGCCGCCUCCGUCUCCGUCCCCGUCCCCGCUUCUCCGCCGCGGCGGCCACCUCCAGGUGGGUCAACCCGCGUGCACCCCCGCCCCGGCGCGGCGGGGCCAACCAGCGGCUCUACCACCUCCUCCUCCUCGGCGACCUCGACGCCGCGCUCCUCCUCCUCGAGUCCAUGAGGGAGGAGCGCCCCGCCGUGGUCCCCUGCACCCUCCUUAUCAAGAAGCUCUGCGCCGCGGGCCGCCUCGCCGACGCUGAGCACGUGCUCGGGGCCUCGGAGGCCGCGGGCACGGCCGACGCCGUCGCCCGCAACACCCUCGUCGCGGGGUUCUGCCGGUCCGGCCGCCUCGCCGACGCCGAGCGGAUGCUCGCGUCCCUCGCGGCGUCCGGCGCCGCCGACGUCGUCACCUACAACACCCUCGUCGCCGGGUACUGCCGCGAGGGACGCCUCGACGACGCACGCCGCCUCGUCGCAGUCAUGCCGCUUGCCCCCAAUAACUACACCAACAGCACCCUGCUCAAGGGCCUGUGCAGCGCUAAGCAGUGGGACGACGCCGAGGAGCUCGUCGCGGAGAUGACCCGGAGCGGUUGCCCCCCAAAUGAUCUCACGUUCGGUAUGGUGAUCCAUUCCUUCUGCCAAAGUGGUUUGGUUGACCGUGCAAUGGGAGUGCUUGAUCAGAUGUGGGAAUGCGGGUGUAGGCCGGGCGUCAUUAUUUACAAUGAACUCAUCAGUUGCUUUGCAGAGCUAGGGCGUGUGAAGGAGGCCCUUCAAUUAUUUAACAGCAUGCCGUGCAAGCCUGACAGCUUUAGUUACAAUACCGCGUUGAAGGGUUUGUGUAGAGAUGAGCGUUGGGAGGAUGCGGGGGAACUUAUAGCUGAAAUGGUUACAAAGGAUUGCCCACCGGAUGAAGUGACAUUCAACACGGUGAUAAGUUACUUGUGCCACAGGGGGUUGGUUGAAUGUGCAAUAGAAGUUGUCGAUCAAAUGCCAAAGUACGGAUGUAAGCCUGAUAACUUCACUUACAGCGCUCUUGUUAAUGCCUUCUCUGAACAUGGGCGUGUGGAUGAUGCCCUUGAGUUACUGCGAAGCAUGCCGUGUAAGCCUAACACUGUUUGCUAUCGAUCUGUAUUGAAGGGACUGUGCAGAGCUGAUCGAUGGGAGGAUGUUGGGGAGCUUGUAGCUGAGAUGGUUAGGAACAACUUGACCCUUGAUGAAGUCACAUUUGGAUUGAUCAUCGACUGUUUGUGCCAAAAAGGGUUACUUGAUUAUGGGGUUGAAGUUUUUGGGGAAAUGUCAAAGUAUGGAUGCUCGCCUGAUGUUAUCAUGUACAAUUCUCUUAUCAAUGGGUUUGCUGAAUAUGGGCGCAUGGAUGAUGCCCUCGAGCUAUUCAAAAGCAUGUCGUGCAAACCUAAUAUUGUUACUUAUAAUUAUAUGUUGAAGGGUUUGUGUAGAGCUGAGCAAUGGGAGGAUGCUGGGAAGUUUAUAGCUGAGAUGGUUAGAGAUGAGUGCCCCCUGAAUGAAGUGACAUUUAGUAUCCUAAUCAGCUCCUUGUGCCAAAAAGGGUUGGUUGAGUUUGCAAUUGAAGUUUUUGAGAAAAUGCCAAAGUACAAUUGUAUGCCUAAUAUUAUCAUUUAUAGCACCCUUAUCAAUGGCCUUACUGAACAAGACUGUGUAGACGAUGCUUUGAAGUUACUAAACAACAUGCCUUGCAAGGCUGACACCAUUUGUUAUAGUGCUGCAUUGAAGGGCUUGUGUAGGGCUGAGCGAUGGGGGGAUGCUGGUGAACUUAUGCUGGAGAUGAUUAGAAAGAACUGCCCCCCAGAUGAAGUCACAUUCAGUAUACUAAUCAAUAACUUGUGCCACAAAGGGUUUGUUGAGUAUGCAGUUGAAGUUUCUGAGCUAAUGCUUAAGUAUGAAUGUAAGCCUAAUAUUGUCAUUUACAGUUCCCUUAUUAAUGGUUUUUCUGAACAUAACCGUGUGGAAGAUGCUCUCAAGUUACUAAGAAGCAUGCCAUGUGAGCCUGACACUAUUUGCUACAGUACUGCACUGAAGGGUUUGUGUCAAGCAAAGCGAUGGGAGGAUGUAAGGGAGCUUGUAACUCAGAUGUUUAGAGGGGAGUGCCCCCUAGAUGAAGCAACAUUUAGUGUACUCAUUGAUUCAUUGUGCCAGAAUGGGCUGGUUGACUUGGCAACCGAAGUUUUUGAGCAAAUGUCAAGGUAUGGAAUUAGUCCUAAUAGCUGGAUAUGCAAUUCCCUUGUUAAUGGUUAUUCUGAGCAAGGGCGGGUGGAUGAAGCCCUGAAGUUAUUGAACACGAUGCCAUGAAAGCCUAACACCAUUUUCUGUUGUGCAUUGAAGAGCUUAGAGUUGAGAGGGAAUAGGGUUGGAGCUAAGAUGAUUAAGCUGGAGUUCAUCCCUGAUGAGAUGAAGUGGUAUUUAGUACUCAUUAAUUACUUGUGGCAGAAAAAAGCUUAACUGAAUACUUGAGUGUGUUAUUGAAGUUCUUGAGCAAUGUGAUGGACGAUAUCAUCUUUAUGUUCUGCUUAGCAUUGGCUUUUCGCAGAUAGGCUGCAUGGAUGAUUGUUUUGAGGAAUGAAAUAUGUCGGCAACAGAGAUGGGUAACUACUGAUGACCUUUUGGCUGUAAUAAAAAAAAUCAAAAGACGAAAAUUCAGUCAUAAAAGAGGUUGAGCAUCUUAACAUGGUUUCAGUUACAAGGGGUGUAGCUGUUUUUAAACAGUAACCACUGAAAAGCAGAAAGCACUCAACCGAACCUUCACGAUUGAGGCCAGAACUGGGUUCAAUUCUUUAAAUAUAUGGAUGUGCAGGGUAGCUAUCAAGCAUGAACAAGCAAGAUCGAGAUUAUCACCUCAAGAUCCCAAGUUUUUUUUUUAUCGCCAAGGACUCUUGCAGAUCUGGAAUGGUCGCAUUCUUAAAUUGGACUGGCCUGAACUCCAUUCCUUUGCUAAAGAGGGUAUAUUGGCUGUGGCCCAGGUAUAUACAAAUCCCUUUUUGUAUGACCUGUUUCCCUUGCCAUUGUCAGUACCAACCAGCCUAUAAAUUCUCCUCAAAGAAAGCAUACAAAUGCAUGAUUGGUUCGGCCCAGGUUCAUGGGUCAUUCAAGUGGUUAUGGAAAUCAUCCAGUCAGCUGAAACAUAAGGUGUUCUUUGGGCUUCUCUUAAAAGACAAAUAUGCACAAUCUUCGUCACAAAAAGCACAUGGUUUUGCAGUAAUACAGUCUUGGAAUGUGUCCUCUGCUCAAUCAACGUCAAGGAAAUCUUGGUACAUUUCUUCAGCUGUGAUUUCGCCAGAGAGUGCUGGAUGAUUGUGGGGUUGCAACUCCCAAAUCACCUUGAUGUUGGUACAUUCAAACGCUCACUGCAAGUAUCCUUGUACAUGGAAAUUGCCAAACUCAUGCGCUGGAGCAUCUGGGUCACGUGCAAUGAUCAUAUUUUCCAAAUGAUACAGCCAACGGUGGAAGCUUGCAAAAGGAUUUUUCACAGAUGAUAUACUGGCUAGAUUCUCUAUAGUAGCUUACCUCUUUGUUUUUUUGUUCUUUCUUUCCUUGUUCCUCAACUUUUGUGCUCUUUCUUUCUAAUAUAUAAAUAUAAUCAGUAGGGGGCGACCCCUCCUAUUCACCUAAAAAAACAAGGGAUUUCUUUUGGGUCCGCACAAGCUGCACAGGACAAUACAUGGUGGAUUGGUGAUUGCUGAUGACAAUUUGGUUCACCAAAAAAUUGGGCUUGGCCUGCCUGUGGGCGGAGACACAGCUGCUACACCCUUAAUAUGGCGACACAGUUGAGAAGAAAGAUGACAGUGGCAAGAGAAGAGGGGAACACUAGAACCGACCUGACCCGCCAGCCAUCUGAUUAGAGUAUAAGCUCUAUGCAUGUUGUGUUCUUCCUUCAAUUUUUGAUCUCGUCCAUUUGAUCCUGUGUGUAUUCAUGCAAUUCAUGCAUGUGAGGUGGGGUCUUGUUUUUAUGAAGAGAAGAAGCGAAGAAUGAAUCAGGUUAUGAGAGCUCGCUACAAUCCUACUACAGUUAAAUGGAGUGCAGAGCUGAAGAAGACAAGAAAAUAUCUAUGAUUGCAAAGGAGUAGGAUCAAUCUGAGAUGAGGGGAAAAUUCAGACUACGCUACUGGUAAGGGAGGAAAUCCAGGAAAAGCGACUGAGGAGCAUUGACGUUUAGGAAAUACUACUCAUAAAUUGAAACUCAGUCACAUCACACCAUUUUCUUCUCUUGCUCUCUUUCUUUUAUUAUUUUCGGGCAUAAAUUGUACGAUGGCUGUUUUGCCCCUAUCGUUAACAAGGGUUGAAUUUUCACUUUAGAUUGAUUUAAUCAAAUUGGAUAGACUAUACAGAUGAAGUUAAAAAAAAUAGCAUAAUCUUUUUGCAUAUUUGUGACAUGUUAAAUAUUAUUAUGCUUCAAUCAUUACACAUGCACAGACGAAGUUUUAAAAAAAUAGCAUGACCUUUUUGCAUAUUUGUGGCAUGUUAAAUAUUAUUGUGCUUCAACCAUUACACAUGCAAAAAGGUUAUGCUAAUUUUUUGGACUUUGUAUGUAUAGUCUAUCCAGUUUGAUUAAACUAAUCUAAAGUGAAAAUUCAAUCCUUGUUAAAGAUAAGGGCAAAAUAGUCAUUGUACAAGUCUAUUUAGGUCUGAAAAUAAAAGGAGGGAGGGAGAGAAGAAAAUAACAUGCUGUGACUGAUUCUAACUUUUGGGUGGCAUUACUUGGACGUUAAUGCUCCUCGAUGGUGUUUCCUAGAUUCCCUCAUUUAUCAGUGGCGUAGUCUAAUUUUUCUCGGUUUUAAUUUAUAAGUGAUAUUUCCUAGAUGUCAAUGCUCUUUGAUGAUAUUUUCUAGAUUCCCUCCCUUAUCAGUGGUGUAGGCUUAAUUUUCCCCGAUGAUGGUGAUCCGGCUGCGAUUGAAUUCAGUGAUGACCGGCUGACCGCCGGCAGGAUCGGUGUGCAAGUUUUCAGUGUCACGGAAACCCCUCCUCUCCUGAUUGUGUGGAAUGGCCAGCGUUUGGUAUUUGUGUUUUUAGAUUUGGACAUCCCCUAAUGAUGUAAAAGUUCUGUGUAAGUUGUAGUACUCCAUUCCUUUAAAAACAGAUGACAUUUUAGUCU
Molecule: messenger RNA, 5291 nt
Organism: Phragmites australis (common reed)
Lineage: Eukaryota; Viridiplantae; Streptophyta; Magnoliopsida; Poales; Poaceae
Product: pentatricopeptide repeat-containing protein At1g09900-like
Exons: 2
Coding region: 86-2494 (802 amino acids)
Molecular function (GO): protein binding
Source: RefSeq, a predicted model, not a curated record